Messenger RNA from Penicillium mononematosum, 447 nucleotides. RefSeq lists its product as uncharacterized. NCBI's taxonomy places the organism in Eukaryota, Fungi, Ascomycota, Eurotiomycetes, Eurotiales, Aspergillaceae. The record is from RefSeq and is a predicted model, not a curated record. The transcript has 2 exons. Bases 1 to 447 code for a protein of 148 amino acids.
AUGGCUACUGGGAACAUGAUUCCGAGAGGUGCUGUGUCGAAGUUGAAUCGUCGUACUGCCCCAUUGAACAACGCUGGGAUGGAAGUGGCAGACUCUAGCACAGUUAAGACAGACGACCUUGUAGUGGUAGCCGAGACCACCCGCGUCAUUGCAGCAGUGGUGGUGGAUGGUCCAAAGGCCCCAAUCUAUACUCUGUUCCUAGGCAAACAUUGGAUGAAAAAUGUGGGUCUGGUUGGCUACUGCGAGCGGGACGAGCAUACAAUUCGGACAGAUGAUCUUCGUGGGAUUCCAGUUCCAAAGACCCGAACCAUCCUCACUCCGAACAUAGUGAGGUCAAAUCUAUUAGGACAGGCACGGAAUACAAGGAUGGGCUUCUUCCCUGUCGCUGCAUUGCCUAGCAUAGUGAACUAUUUUGCAGACUUCCAAAAUCUGAAGACGAAACGAUAA